AUGCCAACGGAAGUGGUCAAGGGCGUCGAACCUAGUGGGUUACCUAUGUCUGAGGAAGAGGUCGUUGGGUCUUCACCAUCAUCCACCAACUUGGCGACCGAAUCGAAGGGUCACAAGCAGAGUACUUUCAAGACCAGAUGGCAACAGCUGCGAGACUGGCACAAGAAUGUUUGGCCGGGGGCUAACUUGCCUUCUUCUUGCUGGGAUCUUCAUAUUGGGUUUGAUACUGUGGUGGAUCGUUCCGCCAGGACUUGGCUCCAAUACAUGGGAUCUCUUCAUCGUCUUCUUAU
Molecule: messenger RNA, 290 nt
Organism: Perkinsus marinus ATCC 50983
Lineage: Eukaryota; Perkinsozoa; Perkinsida; Perkinsidae
Exons: 1
Source: RefSeq, a predicted model, not a curated record